AUGUUAUCAAUCACUUUUCAAUCCAUUAUCCUGGUGCUUCUGGGUGGCAGAGCCGUGAGUCAACAUGCUGCGGCUUCCCAAUGCCUUACCUCGCACCUUUCGAAAGAUCAAAGCUGGAAGUCAUGCUGCGAUGGACCAAGCACUGGCACAAUCGACUUGGGGGGAAACACCUUCGACUACACCUGCAACUCCUUCCUGAGCCCCCAAGAAGAAUUCGCAGGCCUUGGCUUCUACAAUGCGUACGAAUGCGCCAACGCCUGUGUGGAGAGCGAUAAGUGCCAAUCAGCAUUUUGGGAUUCCAAGAAUAACAAAUGCUUUUCUGCCCCUUCGCACAGCCAAAAGAUCACUACGGAUAAGUACUUUACCAUUCAAAAUCGACGACCGAGUGCGAAUCAGUCGCCAAACACGCCUACAGACUGCCAAAAUGAAGUCGAUCAAGCCAAGGCAGACUGCCAGACUACGGAGAGAGAAAGAUGUGACAAACGUCUUGCCGAUCAAGAGCAGUUGCUGCGGGAACAACUAGACCAUAGGUCGACAGAGAUGUGCAACGAGGAAAAAAAGAAGUUGACCAAACAAUUUGAAGAAGAUCAAGCUGCUCGGGAAGAAAAGAACCGACGGGCCAUUCAAGAGCUGGAAGACCAGGUUUCUCAACUCAAGAACAAGAACAAGGACAAGGACCAAAAACCUGAACCCACACCGGGCCCUGGCGGUACCAAAGGCGAUCAAAUUGAACCUAGAACACCUGGGCCUACAGGUACUCCAGGGUCCAAGGUUCCUUCAGAAAACGAAUGGAAAUGUCCUGAGCAAGACGGCAAGGAAUACACUGUGCUGGGAGUUACAUACCGUGUCUUUUGCGAGUCCCAGCCCAGCGGCCAAGUAAUGACCGGCGGCAGGCUCAAUACGAAGCAUCCAGAAUUCUUGAUGGCAAUGUGCUCUGUCGACAGCAACUGUCAAGGCAUCAGAGCCAAGAGCAGCAGUGCCGAACUAGUGCGCGAUUAUGAAUUCCCUCCCAAGCAAAAGUCCAAAUUCAGUGGGUGGUGGAGCAUUGUUCCCGUCAGUCGAAAAACCGAGAACAGUGCCAUUGUUCCUGAUCUGUUCAGUCAGUCUACCACUGCUCCAAGAGCUGCCAAGGAAGCGAAGUGUCCCUCGAUUGAUGGCCAAAGUCUCGUUGUCGGAGGAGAUGAGUUCCAGGUCAAUUGUCGGGGUAUGUAUUGGCCUCGGACAACGAUUCCUGCCCGGAUAGCGGUCUCCUUUCGACAGUGUCUGGUCAUGUGUACUAUUGUUGAGUGGUGUCAGGGUCUGUGGUAUGUAGAUAGCUGUUGGCUCAGUUCUCAACAUGAGGUGUUGGAGAAGAGUACACCAAGGAACCAGUUGUCCUCUUCUUAUGUGGCAAUGCUCACGGUGCCACGGAUCUCUGGUGAUCAGAAGAGUCCUUAG
Messenger RNA from Penicillium nucicola, 1437 nucleotides. RefSeq lists its product as uncharacterized. Bases 1 to 1437 code for a protein of 478 amino acids. The transcript has a single exon. The record is from RefSeq and is a predicted model, not a curated record. NCBI's taxonomy places the organism in Eukaryota, Fungi, Ascomycota, Eurotiomycetes, Eurotiales, Aspergillaceae.